UUGUUUAUUGUGUGGUAAUCGCGGAACUACUGCAGUUUCUUAUUACUCGUUUCCGAAAAAUAAGAAACUUUGUAACAAAUGGCUAUCAAUUUGCAGAAUUGAUAAAGAUUUUCUGAGCACAACCACAAAAUUGUGCUCUAAUCAUUUUGAAAAAGAUGAUAUCAUCUUUAAGGCCAAAGGUUCGAUUUUGAAACCCAAUGCUGUGCCAUAUAUCUUUAUCAAAAAGAGAAGAAUAGAAGUUAUGAACGAUGCACACUUGGCUCAUGUAACUGCAGAUGUUACUAUUUCUAUUAAUAAUCAAAGCUCCAAUAAUGUAUUGAAAGGUAAACAGUAUUUGGAUUCCAACAACGUAUCAUUAGAAGAAAAUAGUUCGGUAAAUCGGCCAACCACACCAUCAAAUUCUGGUCAUAUCGAACUCUUUCAAACGCCGAAGAAAGCUGUACAUGUACCACGCUAUGUAGGAGAUAUCAGAUCGCCACAACUUUCGACACCUAAAAAAGCUAAAAGGGCUUUAAAUGUGGCAAAGAGGACCAUUCAAAGGUUAAGAAAGAAAAUUAAAAUGUUACAGCAAGAUCAAAGAAGAUUAAUAGCUCGCAUAACGACGAUGGAAGGCCUAAUCAAACAUUUAAAAAAUAAAAGUCUACUGUCAGAAGUAACUGCUGAAAAUUUAAUGGUACCUUUACAUCAUGUUCCCACUUAA
Trachymyrmex cornetzi is the source of this 700-nucleotide messenger RNA. RefSeq lists its product as uncharacterized. The record is from RefSeq and is a predicted model, not a curated record. The transcript is spliced from 3 exons. The coding region runs from base 242 to 700 and encodes 152 amino acids. Lineage: Eukaryota; Metazoa; Arthropoda; Insecta; Hymenoptera; Formicidae.